AUGACCAAGCCAAACGCAAAUUUAUGCUAUGAGGAUCUACCUCCGCCCUACGAGGUGGCAGUCGCCGGAUAUCUGAUGGAGGCAUCCGGUAAAUCUCAAGAGGAUGGCCGCAUUCAAAUUGCUUUCAAGGCGAAGAGGGAGAACAUCGAAGCAUUAUUGCCAGAGCCACCGCGAGAAGGUUCUCUGCUAUUAACACCUCCAACUCCCUUCCGACCUACAACGCCCCUGAACAUUGUGAUCCAAAUAGUUGGAAGUAGAGGGGAUGUGCAGCCGUUUGUCGCGCUUGGCAGUCGUUUGCAGAAAGAUGGCCAUCGAGUUCGUAUCGCUACGCAUGGAACAUUUAAAGACUUUGUGCAGCAAGCAAAAUUGGAGUUCUUCUCAAUAGGCGGAGAUCCAGAAGACCUCAUGUCGUUUAUGGUCAAGAAUCCAGGAAUUAUCCCAAAAAUGACUACCAUCCUGAGCGAUGAGAUCGGUCGCAAACGCAAGAUGAUCGCUACUAUGUUGAACGGAUGCUGGCACUCAUGCAUAGAUCCGGAUCUGGAAUCUGGUCACCCCUUUGUUGCCGACGCAAUCAUCGCCAACCCGCCCAGCUUUGCCCAUAUUCACUGCGCACAGGCACUUAGCGUGCCUUUACAUAUCAUGUUUACCAUGCCCUGGAGUCCUACUCGGGCUUUUCCGCACCCAUUAGCUAAUAUCCAUUCAUCAGGCACGGAUCCCGCCCUAUCGAACUACCUCUCCUAUAGUAUGGUUGAGUUGCUCACUUGGACUGGCCUGGCAAAUAUCAUCAAUGCAUGGCGCGUGAAGACGCUGAACAUUGAGGAGUUGUCACCAAGAACCGCAACCGGGCUGAUGGAGACUCUCAAAGUACCUCAUACCUACUGUUGGUCACCGGCACUGAUUCCAAGGCCUUAUGAUUGGGCAUCACACAUAGAUAUCUGUGGCUUCUUCUUCAGGGAAGAGCCUCACUACGUACCCUCAGCGGAAAUUCAUAACUUUCUGAGCGGCAAACCAGCACCUGUCUAUAUAGGAUUUGGUAGCAUUGUGAUGGAAGAUCCAGUGUCCAUGACCAAAUUGAUACGAGAUGCAUUGAAUCAAUUAGGUAUCCGCGCUAUUGUGUCGAGAGGAUGGAGCAAUUUAGGCCAAGGAUGCGCAGAUCCGAACAUCCUUUUCAUCGAUGAUUGUCCUCAUGAAUGGCUUUUCAAGCAUGUGGCCGCGGUCGUGCAUCACGGUGGGGCGGGUACAACGGCCUCCGGACUCCUACAUGGUCGCCCAACUGCCAUCGUCCCUUUCUUCGGGGACCAGCCGUUUUGGGCUCAAAUGGUCGCUGCCGCUGGGGCCGGACCAUCACCCAUCAACCAUAAAGCGCUCACCUCGAGAGAACUUACCGAAGCCAUCAAGUUCUGUCUCAUGCCAUCUGCACGGAAUGCAGCAGCAAAGAUCGCCAACCAGAUGCGCACUGAGAAUGGCGUGUCAGCCGCUGCUCAGAGCUUCUAUCGUCACAUCCCCUGGCAGCGCCUGCAGUGCGACUUUCUUCCUGGCGAGAAAGCCAGCUGGUCGAUCUCUGCUGGGAAGGGAAGCGCCAAGAUCUCCCACAAGGCUAUGGUAAUCCUUGUCCAACAUAAGCUGUUGGACACAAAGAAGCUGAAACCUUACCACACGAAUGAGAUCCGUAUCACAAAGAAUUAUACCGAUCCAUUGUCAGCAACUUCAGCAGUAUUGCUCGGGACCAUGACAGAUUUUACUAAGGGAUUCGGAAUUCUUGCGACGGAUCCAAUUCACGGAGUUUUUCAGAUGUCUUCCAGUAUGGUCAAGGGCACUUUAGUGCAGACCCCGACGGCCCUGGCCGACGGCCUGCGUAACGUGCCCCGGCUGUAUGGAGACCAGCCUGCCAGUGCUGCACUAAUUGAUGGCUGGAAAGAUGGAAUUACAGAAGCUGGAAAGUUCUUCUAUACCGGUUUCGCAGAGGGACUCACGGGAAUAGUCACAAAACCGUAUCGAGAGGCGAAGAGUGAUGGCGCCGCAGGCUUCGCGAAGGGCCUUGCGAAAGGGAGUGUCGAGCUCUUCUCCAAGCCCGGCGCAGCCAUGUUUGGCCUCUUAGCGUAUCCUGCCAUGGGGAUUUAUAAGAGCUUGAAGAAGCUACGACUGAAUCCCACCGAAGCCCGAAUCGUGGAGGCGCAAAUGCUGGUGGGAGACUAUAUGCUUCUGAAAGCACCUGCGACGUCUGGAGAGGCUUCAAUCGUCGUGUCGAAGUACAAGGAGCUGGAGUGA
Molecule: messenger RNA, 2268 nt
Organism: Aspergillus homomorphus CBS 101889
Lineage: Eukaryota; Fungi; Ascomycota; Eurotiomycetes; Eurotiales; Aspergillaceae
Product: sterol glucosyltransferase
Exons: 10
Coding region: 1-2268 (755 amino acids)
Biological process (GO): carbohydrate metabolic process
Molecular function (GO): UDP-glycosyltransferase activity; hexosyltransferase activity
Source: RefSeq, a predicted model, not a curated record